AUGAGCAGUGCAGUUAGGACGCCCGAGGCUGCGUCCCUGUCGGCCUCUCAAAAACGGGAUUUCUCUCAUGGUCGCUGCUCCUGCCGCGUCUUCUCUCUCCUCAGCGAGUUUCGUGCAGAGAGGCCCAGCCUUCUCUCCUGCUGUCGACGCCUCGCAAGGAGAAGACGGAAGAGGAUUCUCCCGGUUUCCGAGCUCCCAGCCAGAUGGGUCGCGGAGACGCGUCGCCUUCGACGAACACACCGCCAGUGCCUUCGUCUGUGGCGCGCGCGCGCGACGAGAUUUCUUUGCGGUGUCUGCAGAGACACGACGCGCGCAUUCGGCGCAUCAUUUGCCAAGCCGCCUUCGUCAGCGUCUACGCCCUCUGCCCCGCGACGCGCAAAUGGGAGCGCGCCCACAUUCAGGGUGGACUGCAUGUCGUCGAGCGCGACGCGGCGCCCAGUGCGCCCAGUGCAGAGAGGAGAGAAAGUCGCUGGAGACUCUUCGUUCUGA
Messenger RNA from Toxoplasma gondii ME49, 489 nucleotides. RefSeq lists its product as hypothetical. The transcript is spliced from 3 exons. The coding region runs from base 1 to 489 and encodes 162 amino acids. The record is from RefSeq and is a predicted model, not a curated record. NCBI's taxonomy places the organism in Eukaryota, Apicomplexa, Conoidasida, Eucoccidiorida, Sarcocystidae.